This is a messenger RNA of Erpetoichthys calabaricus (reedfish), 16630 nucleotides long. It is a transcript of the gene ubr4, whose product is annotated as ubiquitin protein ligase E3 component n-recognin 4. The record is from RefSeq and is a predicted model, not a curated record. Lineage: Eukaryota; Metazoa; Chordata; Cladistia; Polypteriformes; Polypteridae. Gene Ontology annotation, molecular function: protein binding; zinc ion binding.
GCACUUCCGGUUAGUCAUUGACUGCCAACAUGGCGUCGAGCGGAGGACAGGGAGAUCCUGAACCAGAAUUCGACUGGACUUCUGCUGCGAAACCGUUGCUGACUGCCCCAUACACGGCCUUCGAGGCUAAGGAGCUGCCGCAGCUGGUGGGCGCUAUUGUGAACAGUGAAUCGCAGAUUUUACAACAUGAUAAACAGUAUGAACCCUUCUACUCAUCUUUUGUUGCUUUGUCAGCACACUACAUCAGCACUGUUUGUGGACAUAUUCCUCGAAACCAAUUGCUAUCUGUGGUAUCUGCCUGUAAAAUCCUGAUUGAGUUCUUAUUACUCCGGUUGGAGAAUCCAGAUGAGGCAUGUGCUGUGUCACAGAAACACUUGAUACUUUUAAUCAAAGGCUUGUGCACUGGUUGCAGUCGCCUAGACAGAACAGAAAUUAUUACAUUUACUGCAAUGAUGAAGUCGGCCAAGCUGCCUCAGACCCUUAAGACGCUUUCUGAUGUGGAAGACCAGAAGGAGUUGGUCUCUCCAGUUAGCCCAGAGCUGAAGCAGAAGGAAGUGCAGAUGAAUUUUGUCAAUCAACUAACAUCCGUCUUCAGUCCUGAUACAGCACUGCUGUGUAUGCCUUCAGUCCAAACUCAGAUGGAGGUAAAGAGUGAAGAGCAGCUUGCUGCGGACUUGGCUGCACAGGCUAAAAUGAGGAAUGCCUUCACUGCACACAAUGUGACUAGCCUACAGGAGCUGGGUGGCUCAGAGAAGCUUCUGCGUGUGUGCCUGAAUCUUCCUUAUUUCCUGCGAUACAUUAAUCGUUUUCAAGAUGCUGUUUCAGCCAAUUCUUUCUUUAUCAUGCCUGCAACUGUGGCUGAUGCAACUGCUGUCCGAAAUGGGUUUCAUUCAUUAGUCAUUGAUGUGACCAUGGCACUGGAUACAUUAUCCCUUCCUGUACUUGAGCCUUUGACUCCUGGGCGUUUGCUAGAUGUGACGGUACUUGCACUUAGCUGUUUGUAUGCAGGUGUAAGUGUGGCAACCUGCAUGGCUAUUCUACAUGUAGGAAGUGCAUUGCAGUUGCGCACAGCAUCCACCAGCUCAAAAGAGGAUGAUUAUGAGAAUGAUGCAGCUACAAUUGUACAGAAAUGUCUGGAAAUUUAUGAAAUGAUUGGCCAGGCAAUUAGCAGUUCACGGCGUGCAGGGGGACAGCAUUAUCAAAAUUUCCAGCUGCUUGGUGUAUGGUGUCUACUAAACAGCCUCUAUCUGAUCCUUAAUCUGAGCCCAACUAGUCUGGCUGAUAAGGGCAAGGAGAAAGACCCUCUGGCUGCCCUCCGUGUCAGAGAUAUUGCUGCCAGAACAAAAGAUGGAGCUGGCUCUCCAAAGCUUGGGCCUGGAAAAGGACAUCAAGGAUUUGGGGUUCUUGCUGUUGUUCUGGCAAACCAUUCAAUCAAGUUACUCACAUCACUCUUCCAGGAUUUGCAAGUUGAAGCACUUCAUAGGGGUUGGGACAGAGAUGGCCCUCCUGCUGAACUGAACAUUAUGGCCCAGAGCACCUCUAUUCAGCGAGUUCAGAGACUUAUUGACUCUGUCCCACUCACAAACUUGCUGUUUACAUUGCUGUCUACCUCUUACAGAAAGGCUUGUGUCCUUCAGCGCCAAAGGAAGGGCUCUGUUAGUAGUGAUGCUAGUGCCUCGACAGACUCUAACACAUACUAUGAAGAUGAUUUUAGUAGUACAGAAGAAGACAGCAGUCAAGAUGAUGACAGUGAACCUAUUCUUGGUUUGUGGUUUGAAGAGACCAUUUCUCCAAGUAAGGAGAAGGUGGCACCUCCUCCUCCUCCUCCGCCACCCCCUUUGGAAACAUCCCCAAGGCUCAAAAGUCCAAGCAAGCAGAGUGCUGGGGAAAAUGGUAACCUCCUGGCUAGCCGAAAGGACCCUGAGCUGUUUUUAAGUUUAGCUUCCAGCAUUCUGAAUUUUAUCACCACAUCAAUGCUAAAAUCCAGGAAUAAUUUUAUUCGAAACUAUCUGAGUGUAUCAAUCACAGAGCAACAUAUGGCCAUGCUAGCCAGCAUCAUCAAAGAUGUUGACAGAGAUGCCAAAGGGUCAUCUGAUGAUGAGUUUGCAGCUGCAUUGUAUCAUUUCAACCACUCUCUAGUAACGUCUGACUUACCCUCACCUACACUCCAAAGCACUCUGCUGCAGCAGUUGGGGAUUGCUCCAUUUUCCGAAGGGCCCUGGCCAAUGUACAUUCAUCCUCAAAGUCUCUCUGUGCUUUCUAGACUACUGCUACUCUGGCAGCAUAAAGCUAGCACCCAUACAGAAGAUGUACCAGAGUGCAUGAAGGUGUGGGAGAGAUUUGUUGGAACUCUAAAGCAGCAUGCCCUACAAGGAGCUCUUCCUGGAGAUAAUGAAGACCUGAAUGUGGAGCACCUGCAGCUAUUGCUUCUGAUCUUCCACAACUUUUCUGAAAAGGGCCGUCAUGCUGUGAUCACUAUGUGUACACAGGCCAUAUCAGAGGUGGUGGCUCAUUCGGACACUCAGCUGCAGGUUGUGCCUCUCAAUUUAGCACGGCUACUGCUGGUUUUUGAAUACAUGCUUCACCAGUAUUCCAAGCCUCCAUUGUAUCUCUUUGAACAGGUACAGUAUAAUCUCCUGACACCACCUCAAGUGUCAGUGACCUCAAGUCAGGAGAGUAGUCGUCGAAGUACAACUCCACUGUACCAUGGCUUCAAAGAGGUUGAAGAAAACUGGACAAAACACUGUCCAUCAGAUUCCACUCCACAGCCGAAAUUCUACUGUGUCCUCUCUCCAGAGCCAUCUGAAGAUGAUGCAAGUCGCUUAGACUGCCAGAUUUUCCACAUUCUCUUUAAUGGAGCAGUUCAGUAUGACCACUUGUACUCUGCUUUGAUCACUCUACUGUCUGCUGGAUCUCAGUUUGAUACCAUUAGAAGAGAGGAAUCCAAAGCUAUCACUCCACUGGAGGCUUGCUCUCUGCAAUAUUACUUCCUGAUUCUCUGGAGGAUACUUGGUGUCCUUCCUCCUUCCAAGGCAUAUGUUAGUCAGCUGGCUUCUGGCAGCACAGAGCUAAAUGAAUAUGACAUCCUGCAUACAUUGCGUUGGUCUUCUAGGCUGAGAGUGAGCACCUAUGUGGACUGGGUUAAGGAACAUCUAGCAAAACAAGGGAUGAAAUCUGAUGAAGCUGCAUCCUUGAUGGUUCUGGCAUCAAAUAGGUGUAGUGCUGUUAAAUAUGAUGUGGAUUUGGCUGAGGAGUACAUUGCCAAGCAAAUUUCCUCCUUCUGUUGUGUUGAAACCAAUACUAUUCUUCCUCUACAUCGCCUGCCUAACCUGCAGACAAUUUAUACUCUUGAUGCAGUCAUUUCAAAGGUGCAGGUGUCCCUGGAUGAGCACUUCACCAAGGUAGCUGCUGAGACAGACCAUCACAAAUCCUCAGAGAUCAUAAAGAACCUACUUCCUGCAACACUGCAGUUAAUUGACAUAUAUGCAUCUUUUGCCAGGUCUUACUUGCUAAUGAAUCUACCAAAUACGAGUGAAGACAAACCAACAGAUGCGAGGCUGCAAGCCUAUGCUGCAGUGCUUUCUAUGGGAUCAACCCGCUGCAAAGCAAACACAUUGGGUCAGGUUGUGGUACAGAACCUUCCUUCUGCAGUCCAGACCCUAUGUGAAACAUGGAAUAAUAUUCAUACCAACGAGUUUCCCAACAUUGGUUCGUGGCGAAAUGCCUUUGCCAAUGAUACAAUUCCUUCAGAAAGUUACAUAAGUGCCAUCCAGGCUGCUCAUCUGGGGACAUUGAGUAGCCAGAAUUUGCCACUUGCUGCCUCACUAAAGCAUAUAAUGCUAUCUUUGGUCAGAUUGACAGGAGAUCUCACAGUUUGGUGUCCGGAUGAAGUUAAUCACUCUCAGGUGAUACAGACACUAUUGCCGUUGCUUUUGGAGAGCAGUACAGAAAGUGUGGCAGAGAUUGGAAGCACCUCUUUGGAAAGAAUUCUUGGCUCUGCUGAAUCUGAUGACUUUGUGUCACAAGUUUACAAAAAGCUCAUUACUGGCUGUUACAACAUUCUUGCCAACCAUUCUGAUUUGAGCAGUGGUCUUGAUGAAUCUGUCCUUGAAGAGUGCUUGCAGUACCUAGAGAAGCAACUGGAAAGCAGCCAAGCACGCAAGGCCUUGGAGGAAUUUUUUUCAGAAAGUGGGGAGCUUGUUCAGAUUAUGAUGGCCACUGCCAAUGAGAAUUUGUCUGCCAAAUAUUGCAACAGAGUACUGAAGUUCUUCACUAAACUCUUUCAGCUGACUGAGAAGAGUCCAAAUCCUAGUCUUCUAUGCCUCUGUGGGUCUUUGGCCCAGUUGGCCUGUGUAGAGCCACCUCGACUACAAGCCUGGCUAACAAGAAUGACUGCCUCAACACCUAAAGAUUCUGACCAACUGGAAACUGUACAAGAAAACCGUCAGCUGCUUCAGUUGCUUACAACCUAUAUCAUUCGUGAGAACAGCCAAGUGGGAGAAGGUGUGUGCACUGUGCUUCUGAACACACUCAUCCCUAUGGCAAUGGAGAUGCUAUCAAAUGGAGAUGGAGCUGGUUUUCCUGAGCUGAUCAUUGUCAUGGCCACGUUAGCUGGAGCCGGUCAAGGUGCUGGCCAUCUACAGCUUCACCGAGCAGCCUGUGACUGGCUAGCAAAAUGUAAGAAGUACCUGACCCAAAAGAAUGUUGCUGAGAAAGUUAGUGCCAAUGUGACCCAGGGCAAGCACGCUACCAUGCUAGAAUGCACCUGUCACAUCAUCUCCUAUAUGGCUGAUGUGAUGAAUGCUCUCCGACAGAGCAGUGGCCAAGGCUCUUCUCAUGUGCUUGUGGAAGGUGACGAGAAGGCCAUUGAGAUAGAUUCAGAUUGGGUUGAGGAACUGGCUGUAGAAGAGGAGGAUUCUCAAGCAGAGGACUCGGAUGAAGAUUCACUUUGUAAUAAACUAUGUACUUUCACCAUAACACAGAAAGAGUUCAUGAACCAGCACUGGUAUCACUGCCACACUUGUAAGAUGGUGGAUGGUGUUGGUGUCUGUACUGUGUGUGCUAAAGUGUGCCACAAAGACCAUGAAAUUUCCUAUGCAAAAUAUGGCUCCUUUUUCUGUGACUGUGGAGCCAAAGAGGAUGGCAGCUGCCAGGCAUUGGUGAAACGUAGCCCAAGCAGUGGGAUCAGUUCCACGAUGAAGGAGUCGUCUGCUUUUCAAAGUGAGCCACGCAUGCCAGAGAGUGCCAUACGCCAUCAAAGUGCCUCCUCUUCAGAAAAGUCAAAGGUCACUAUCUGUGACGGAAAAAUAGGAGAUGAAGAAAAGCCCAAAAAGAGUAGCCUUUGCAAGAAUAUUGAGGGCUGCCGUGAAGAAUUGCAUGUUCAAGUGUCAUCUUCUUGUACUGCUUCCUUGGUGCUUGAGAUGCUGAACUUCCUCAUGGAUGCCAUUCAGACCAAUUUCCAGCAGGCAUCUGCUGUUGGCAGCAGCAGCCGAGCCCAGCAAGCCCUAAAUGAGUUACACACCAUUGAGAAAACCGUGGAAAUGACUGACCAACUCAUGGUACCCACUCUUGGCUCACAAGAGGGAGCCUUUGAGAAUGUGCGCAUGAAUUACAGUGGAGAUCAGGGCCAAACAAUCCGGCAACUUAUCAGUGCCCAUGUUUUGCGGCGAGUCGCCAUGUGUGUCCUAUCUUCUCCUCACGGAAGGCGCCAACACUUGGCAGUUAGUCAUGAGAAAGGCAAGAUCACAGUACUACAGUUAUCAGCCUUGCUGAAACAGGCAGACUCCAGCAAGAGGAAACUCACACUGACACGGCUAGCAUCUGCACCUGUACCUUUUACUGUGCUCAGUUUAACUGGAAAUCCCUGUAAUGAAGAUUACUUGGCUGUCUGUGGACUGAAGGACUGUCAUGUGCUGACCUUCAGCAGCACAGGCUCCGUGUCGGAUCACCUUGUUCUUCAUCCUCAGCUUGCUACAGGCAACUUCAUCAUCAAAGCUAUAUGGCUACCUGGGUCUCAAACGGAGCUUGCCAUUAUAACAGCAGACUUUGUGAAGAUUUAUGACCUGUCAGUGGAUGCGCUAAGCCCUAUGUACUAUUUCUUGCUGCCAAGUUCCAAAAUUCGGGAUGCUUCCUUUCUGUUUAAUGAAGAAGGAAGAAACAUCAUUGUUAUCAUGUCUUCAGCUGGUUACAUUUAUACUCAGAUUAUGGAAGAGUCGAGCAGUGCACAGCAUGGUCCAUUCUAUGUUACCAAUGUUCUGGAAGUCAACCAUGAGGAUCUAAAGGACAGCAAUGGACAGGUGGCCGGAGGUGGUGUGUCUGUGUAUUUCUCUCAUGUCUUGCAGAUGUUGUUUUUCAGCUAUAGCCAGGGCAAAUCAUUUGCAGCAACUAUGAACAGAAACACUUUAGAGAUGCAGAGCCUUUUUGCCAUUAAUGUUAAAAGUUCAAAUGGAGGCAGUAAAACCUCACCUGCCCUCUGCCAAUGGUCAGAGGUGAUGAACCAUCCUGGACUUGUCUGUUGUGUUCAACAGACUACUGGAGUGCCCUUAGUGAUGAUGGUGAAACCUGACACAUUCCUUAUUCAAGAGAUCAAGACUCUUCCAGCAAAGGCCAAGAUUCAGGACAUGGUUGCUAUUCGUCAUACUGCCAGCAAUGAACAACAGAGAACAACAAUGAUCCUCUUGUGUGAAGAUGGCAGUCUCCGCAUCUACAUGGCCAAUGUUGAUAAUACAUCCUUCUGGUUGCAACCCUCUUUGCAGCCAAGUAGUGUUAUCAGCAUCAUGAAGCCAGUUCGCAAGCGCAAAGCAGCAGCUACAGCUGCCCGCACUUCCACCCAGGUUACCUUCCCAGUUGACUUUUUUGAGCACAACCAGCAGUUGACAGAUGUGGAAUUUGGAGGUAAUGACCUCCUGCAGGUCUACAAUGUCCAACAGAUAAAACACCGUCUCAAUUCUACAGGAAUGUAUGUUGCCAGCACCAAGCCUGGUGGGUUCACAGUAGAAGUGGUAAAUAAUAAUAAUUCAAUGGUGAUGACAGGAAUGAGAGUACAGGUCGGCACUCAAGCCAUUGAAAGAGCUCCUUCGUAUCUGGAAAUCUUUGGCCGCACCAUGCAAAUGAAUCUGACUCGUUCACGCUGGUUUGAUUUUCCGUUUACCCGUGAAGAGGCACUGCAGGCAGACAAGAAGCUGACCAUCUUCAUUGGUGCUUCUGUUGAUCCUGCUGGUGUUACCAUGCUUGACUCUGUUAAAAUAUAUGGCAAAACUAAGGAGCAGUUUGGAUGGCCAGAUGAGCCCCCAGAGGACUUUGCAGCUACUUCAGUGAAUAGUGUCUGUAGUCCAAAUCUCAAUCAAGGAAAUGGCACUUGUGACACUGAUCCUGCAGUGCCAACUGCAACCAGUGGGACUAUUCUGGAAAGGCUAGUGGUGAGCGCCCUUGAGGCACUUGAGAGCUGCUUUGCUUUAGGACCAACAGUUGAAAAGGAAAGGAACAAGGCAUCAGCCCUGGAGUUAGCCACACUGCUUCUUUCUAUUCCUACUCCUCCUGGAGUUCAGCAACAAACAAAGGGUCUACUUGCAAGCCUGCAUACCAGCCGCUCUGCCUAUCACAAUCAUAAGGAUCAAUCACUUUUAAGUAAUGCAGUCCAGUGCCUGAAUAGUUGCAGUAAAGAUGGCAAGGACCUUGAUCCAGAGGUGUUCCAGAGGCUGGUGAUCACAGCUCGUUCCAUUGCCAUUAUGAGGCCAAAUAACUUGGUUCAUUUUACUGAGUCCAAGAUACCACUGCCUCCAGAAGCAGAAUAUUCAGAAGAGGCUAAAGAUGGACAGAAGACAUCUGAGAAUGAAGGCUGUAAUUUUAUCAUGCAACUGAUAACUCAGUUCUGGAAGCUACAUGCUUUGAAGCCCAAGAAUGCCUUUUUGGCACCCGCUUGCUUACCAGGAUUGACCCAUGUUGAGGCCACUGUUAAUGCCCUGGUAGACAUCAUUCAUGGCUAUUGUACAUGUGAGCUGGACUGCAUCAACGCUGCUUCCAAGAUUUACAUGCAGAUGCUUCUAUGUCCAGACACAUCAGUUAGUUUUGCCUGUAAACAGGCUCUGAUAAGAGUUCUGAGACCUCGAAACAAGCGAAGACAUGUGACCUUGCCUUCUCCACCUCGCAGCAACACACCCACAGGAGAUAAAGAUGAUGAUGAUGAGGAUGAUGCAGAUGAUAAGAUGCAGUCCUCUGGAAUAACAGGAAGUGAGAGUGUACGUCAGGAGAGCCAGGAGCAGAAUGAGGUGGACCAUGGAGAUUUUGAGAUGGUGUCGGAGUCCAUGGUGUUAGAAUCUGCAGAGAAUGUCACCAAUGGAAACCCAUCCCCUCUGGAAGCUCUAUUAGCUGGAGCAGAGGGCUUCCCUCCUAUGUUAGACAUUCCCCCAGAUGCUGAUGAUGAAACCAUGGUGGAACUGGCAAUUGCUCUCAGUUUACAGCAAGAUCAGCAAGGUAGCAGUAGCAGUGCACUAGGCCUUCAGAGUCUUGGCCUAUCUGGUCAGGCUCCUAGCUCAUCUUCUCUGGAUGCUGGAACACUCUCAGAUACUACUGCAUCAGCUCCAGCAUCUGAUGAUGAAGGCAGCACAGCAGCUACAGAUGGGUCAACUCUCAGGACAUCACCGGCAGAACAUGCAGGAAGUGCUGGAUCUGAGAGUGGGGGCAGCGCUAUAGAUUCUGUGGCUGGAGAACACAGUGUUUCUGGUCGAAGCAGUGCUUAUGGAGACACAACAGUGGAGGGACAUCCAGCAGGGCCAGGCAGCAUAAGUUCAAGCACUGGUGCCAUCAGUACAACUGCAGGCCAACAGGAGUGUGAAGGGUCAGAAGGUGAAGCUGAGACAGAAGGGGAUGUUCACACGAGCAGUCGGCUUCACAUGGUAAGGUUAAUGUUGCUUGAAAGACUUCUGCAACAUUUGCCACAGCUUCAUAAUGUAGGUGGAGUUCGCGCCAUCCCAUAUAUGCAGGUAAUUUUAAUGUUAACUGCAGACCUAGAUGGAGAGGAUGAAAAAGACAAAGGUGCUUUGGAUGAUUUGCUUUCCCAGCUUAUUUCUGAGCUGGGCAUGCAUAAGAAGGAUGUUUCCAAGAAGAAUGACCGCAGUCCAAUGAAUGAAGUUCAUUUGGUUAUUAUGAGACUACUCAGUGUUUUUAUGUCCCGUACAAAGUCAGGAUCAAAGUCUUCUACUGAAUCUUCAUCAUUGAUCUCUAAUGCCACGGCCACAGCAUUGCUGAGCUUGGGAGCCAUUGAUUACUGCCUUCAAGUAUUGAAAUCUCUGUUAGAAUUUUGGAAGUCACAGCAAGGUGAUGAGGAGCCUGUGACAACCAGCCAACUGUUAAAAACCCACACAUCUUCAUCGCCUCCAGAUAUGAGCCCUUUCUUUCUUCGACAGUAUGUUAAGGGCCAUGCUGCUGAUGUAUUUGAAGCUUAUUCUCAACUUUUGACUGAGAUGGUUCUGCGUCUUCCAUACCAAAUUAAGAAAAUUGCUGAUGCAAACCUACGGAUUCCCCCACCUGUGUUUGACCAUUCUUGGUUCUAUUACUUAUCAGAGUAUUUAAUGAUCCAGCAAACACCUUUUGUUCGUCGUCUACGCAAACUCCUGCUUUUCAUCUGUGGCUCCAAAGAAAAGUACCGGCAACUGAGAGAUCUACACACUGAUUCACAUGUUAGAGGCAUUAAAAAACUACUUGAAGAACAGGCAUCUUCCCUGCGUGGUGGCAUUGUCACAGCGUCAUCAGGCUCAGCUUUACAGUAUGAUACCUUAAUCAGUUUGAUGGAACAUUUGAAAGCAUGUGCUGAAAUUGCAACACAACGUACUGUAAAUUGGCAGAAGUUCUGCAUUAAGGAUGACUCUGUACUGUACUUCUUGCUACAGAUUAGCUUUCUGGUAGAUGAGGGUGUCUCUCCAGUUCUUCUUCAGCUUCUCUCAUGUGCACUGUGUGGCAGCAAAGUCCUGUCUACUGCUGCCUCAUCGGGUUCUACAGUCUCCGGAGGCACGGCAACACAGUCUGGGUCUCAGGGCAAGUCAUCCUCCAGCAAGAAAAGCAAAAAAGAAGAUAAGGAUAAAGAAAAAGAGGCCGAUGGUUCAGGAAGUCAGGAAGACCAGCUAUGCACUGCAUUAGUGAGUCAGCUAAACAAAUUUGCAGAUAAGGAGACCCUGAUCCAAUUUCUGCGUUGUUUUCUGCUGGAGUCUAAUUCCUCUUCAGUGCGCUGGCAGGCCCAUUGUUUGGCACUGCAUAUCUACAGAAACUCCACCAAAUCCCAACAAGAGCUCCUUUUGGAUUUGAUGUGGGCCAUAUGGCCAGAGCUUCCAGCAUAUGGCCGCAAGGCUGCCCAGUUUGUGGAUCUCCUUGGAUAUUUCUCAUUAAAAACUCCCCAGACUGAAAAGAAGCUAAAAGAAUAUUCCCAAAAAGCAGUGGAGAUUCUUCGUACACAAAAUCACAUUCUCACCAACCAUCCAAAUUCUAAUAUCUAUAAUACUUUGUCAGGUCUGGUUGAAUUUGACGGCUAUUAUUUGGAAAGUGACCCCUGCCUUGUCUGUAAUAACCCUGAAGUACCCUUUUCAAAUAUCAAGCUCUCUUCCAUUAAGGUGGAUACACGUUACACCACAACUCAGCAGGUUGUGAAGCUAAUUGGUAGUCAUACUAUCAGCAAGGUUACUGUAAAGAUUGGUGACUUGAAGCGUACCAAAAUGGUACGAACCAUCAACCUAUACUACAAUAACCGUACUGUCCAGGCCAUCGUAGAACUGAAGAACAAGCCUGCUAGAUGGCACAAAGCCAAGAAAGUUCAGCUGACUCCUGGCCAGACAGAGGUAAAAAUUGACCUCCCAUUGCCAAUAGUUGCAUCAAACCUGAUGAUCGAAUUUGCAGAUUUCUAUGAGAAUUAUCAGGCCUCCACAGAGACACUGCAGUGCCCUCGCUGCAGUGCUUCUGUUCCAGCAAAUCCAGGUGUCUGUGGUAACUGUGGAGAAAAUGUCUACCAGUGUCAUAAGUGCAGAUCUAUUAAUUAUGAUGAGAAGGAUCCCUUUCUUUGUAAUGCCUGUGGGUUCUGCAAAUAUGCCCGCUUUGAUUUCAUGCUCUACGCAAAGCCUUGCUGUGCUGUGGAUCCAAUUGAGAAUGAAGAAGACAGAAAGAAGGCUGUAACCAAUAUUAACACACUGCUUGACAAAGCUGACCGUGUAUACCAUCAGCUUAUGGGUCAUCGGCCACAGCUAGAAAGCUUACUCUCCAAAGUGAAUGAAGCAGCACCAGAAAAAGCCCAGGAUGACACUGGAGGAGGAACGGGGAUUGGUACCACCACUACAAGUGUCAACCGGUAUAUUCAGCAGCUUGCACAAGAAUAUUGUGGGGACUGCAAGUCGUCUUUUGAAGAGCUUUCCAAAAUUAUCCAGAAGGUACUUGCUUCCCGGAAAGAGCUACUAGAAUAUGAUUUGCAACAACGUGAGGCUGCUACCAAGUCUUCGCGAACCACAGCACAACCCACUUUCACUGCAAGCCAGUAUCGCUCACUUUCUGUGCUCAGCUGUGGACACACCUCUUCCACCAAAUGCUAUGGCUGUGCCUCAGCUGUCACAGAGCACUGCAUCACUUUGCUUCGUGCCUUGACUACUAAUAGUGCUAUUCGGCAAAUCCUGGUACUGCAAGGCCUCAUCAAAGAAUUGUUCGAGUACAACCUGCGCCGUGGAACAUCUGCCAUGCGAGAGGAGGUGCGCCAGCUGAUGUGCCUGCUUACAAGAGACAACCCUGAAGCAACACAGCAAAUGAAUGACCUCAUCAUUGCUAAAGUUUCUGCUGCUCUUAAAGGCCACUGGGCAAACCCUGACCUGGCCAGUAGUCUUCAAUAUGAAAUGCUGCUUCUUACAGAUUCCAUCGCUAAGGAAGGAGGAUGUUGGGAGCUACGUCUUCGUUGUGCUCUCAGUCUCUUCCUCAUGGCUGUUAACAUCAAGACUCCAGUUGUGGUGGAGAAUAUUACACUAAUGUGUCUGCGAAUCCUGCAGAAACUUAUUAGACCACCUGCACCCACUAGCAAAAAGAACAAAGAUAUUCCUGUUGAAUCCUUGACCACUGUGAAGCCGUACAGCAAUGAAAUCCAUGCCCAGGCUCAGCUGUGGCUGAAGAGAGACCCCAAAGCCUCGUAUGAAGCAUGGAAGAAGUGCCUACCAGCUAGAGGAGCAGAUAGCAGCAGCAAAACCCUAAACAAAGCAGAAGCUCAGAGGCAGUACCUUCUGGAAAAGUAUGUUUGGAAAUGGAAGCAGUUCAUGAGCAAGAGAGGGAAAAGGGUCACUCCACUGGACCUGAAAUUGGGGCACAACAACUGGCUCCGUCAGGUUUUGUUUACCCCAGCAACUCAGGCAGCCCGGCAAGCUGCUUGCACUAUUGUGGAAGCUUUGACCACAAUACCCAGUCGUAAGCAGCAAGUUCUCGAUCUCCUUACCAGCUACUUGGAUGAACUGAGUGUUGCUGGGGAGUGUGCAGCUGAGUACCUUGCACUCUAUCAGAAGCUUAUUAAGCCAGCCCACUGGAAAGUGUAUCUUGCAGCAAGAGGAGUAUUGCCGUAUGUUGGAAAUCUUAUUACCAAAGAAAUUGCCCACUUGUUGGCUCUAGAAGAGGCUACAUUGAGCACUGACCUGCAGCAGGGUUAUGCACUUAAAAGCCUCACAGGUCUUUUGUCAUCAUUUGUUGAAGUGGAGUCAAUCAAACGUCACUUUAAAAGCCGACUUGUAGGAACUGUUUUGAAUGGUUAUCUCUGUCUAAGAAAGUUAGUUGUGCAGAGAACCAAGCUCAUUGAUGAAACUCAAGAUAUGCUAUUGGAGAUGCUAGAGGAUAUGACUACAGGUACUGAAUCUGAAACAAAGGCAUUUAUGGCUGUGUGCAUUGAGACUGCAAAGCGGUACAAUUUGGAUGACUACAGGACACCAGUGUUUAUUUUCGAGCGUUUGUGCAGUAUCAUUUAUCCGGAGGAAAAUGAGGUGACUGAGUUUUUUGUGACUCUGGAGAAGGAUCCCCAGCAAGAAGACUUUCUGCAGGGCCGCAUGCCAGGCAAUCCAUAUAGCAGCAAUGAGCCUGGGAUUGGGCCACUUAUGAGAGAUACAAAGAACAAAAUCUGUCAAGACUGUGACUUGGUGGCUUUGCUGGAGGAUGACAGUGGAAUGGAGCUGCUUGUGAACAAUAAAAUCAUCAGCCUUGAUCUCCCUAUAGCUGAGGUGUACAAGAAAGUUUGGUGUCCAACAAAUGAGGGGGAACCAAUGAGAAUUAUUUACCGCAUGAGGGGCCUCUUGGGUGAUGCCACUGAGGAGUUCAUUGAAUCACUGGACUCCACCACAGAUGAAGAGGAAGAUGAAGAGGAGGUCUACAAAAUGGCUGGUGUAAUGGCUCAGUGUGGAGGACUAGAAUGCAUGCUGAACCGUCUGGCAGGAAUCAAAGACUUUAAACAGGGACGCCACCUGCUCACAGUCUUACUCAAGUUGUUCAGCUAUUGUGUAAAAGUGAAGAUCAACCGUCAGCAACUUGUUAGACCAGAGAUGAACACUCUAAAUGUCAUGUUAGGCACCCUCAACCUGGCUCUAGUGGCUGAACAAGAAAGCAAAGACAGUGGUGGGGCAUCCAUUGCAGAACAAGUCCUCAGUAUCAUGGAGAUUAUUUUGGAUGAAGCUAAUGCAGAGACUGUGUCUGAGGAUAAGGGAAAUCUGCUUUUGACUGGAGACAAAGAGCAACUUGUGAUGCUGCUUGAUCAAAUCAACACCCAGUUUGUACGAUCCAACCCAAGCAUCUUACAGGGCCUCUUGCGGAUUAUUCCUUAUCUGUCCUUUGGAGAAGUUGAGAAAAUGCAGAUUUUGGUUGAGCGGUUUAAACCAUACUGCAGUUUUGACAAGUAUGAUGAAGAACACAAUGCAGAUGAUAAAGUCUUCCUGGACUGUUUCUGUAAAAUUGCAGCAGGCAUAAAGAAUAACAGCAAUGGCCACCAACUGAAGGAUCUGAUCUUGCAGAUGGGGAUUACACAGAAUGCACUGGACUAUAUGAAGAAGCAUAUACCCAGCGCCAAAAACCUUGAUGCUGAUGUGUGGAAGAAGUUUCUGGCCCGACCUGGAUUGCCUUUUAUCCUCCGACUGCUGCGUGGACUAGCAACUCAACACCCACCCUCACAGGUGCUGAUUGGCACAGACUCCAUUACAAACCUCCACAAAUUAGAACAAGUAUCUAGUGAUGAAGGUAUUGGAACAUUAGCUGAAAACUUGCUAGAAGCACUUCGUGAACACCCUGAUGUAAACCUCAAGAUAGAUGCUGCCCGCAGUGAAACACGAGCUGAAAAGAAACGAAUGGCAAUGGCAAUGAGGCAAAAGGCAUUGGGUACAUUGGGAAUGACGACAAAUGAAAAAGGCCAGGUGGUUACAAAGACUUCACUGCUAAAACAAAUGGAGGAACUGAUUGAAGAGCCAGGUCUAACUUGCUGUAUAUGUCGGGAAGGAUACAAGUUUCAGCCUACCAAAGUCCUUGGUAUCUAUACUUUCACUAAGCGUGUAGCUCUGGAUGAAAUGGAAAACAAGCCUCGCAAACAGCAAGGCUACAGUACUGUGUCACACUUUAACAUUGUCCACUAUGACUGCCACCUUGCAGCUGUGAGGCUUGCCCGUGGUAGAGAAGAAUGGGAGAGUGCUGCCUUACAGAAUGCUAACACAAAGUGUAAUGGAUUGCUACCAGUAUGGGGGCCACAUGUUCCUGAGUCAGCCUUUGCUACAUGCUUGGCCAGGCACAACACAUAUCUCCAAGAGUGUACUGGCCAGCGGGAGCCCACAUACCAAUUGAACAUCCAUGACAUCAAGCUACUUUUCCUCCGCUUUGCCAUGGAGCAGUCCUUCAGUGUGGAUACAGGUGGAGGUGGCCGAGAGAGCAACAUCCAUCUUAUCCCUUACAUAAUUCACACAGUCCUCUAUGUUCUUAACACGACACGUACAACUUCCAGAGAGGAAAAGAAUCUGCAAAGCUUCUUGGAGCAGCCUAAAGACAAGUGGGUGGAGAGCUGUUUUGAGGUGGAUGGUCCCCACUACUUUACUGUGUUAGCUCUGCAUAUUUUGCCACCUGAGCUGUGGAAGGCUACACGUAUAGACUUCCUCCGGCGUCUGCUUGUUACUGCGCAUGUCAGGAAGGUGUCACCAACUGGAGCCAACAAACUGACAGAUAAGACAGUCAAGGAGUUUUCUGUUUACCGCUCGCCAUUGCUGUUUUGGGGACUGGUUGAUCUCAUCUACAAAAUGUUUAAGAAAGUACCAACAAGUAACACUGAGGGAGGCUGGUCCUUCUCACUGGCAGAGUACAUCCGGCAUAAUGAUAUGCCCAUUUAUGAAGCCUCUGAGAGGGCUCUGAAGGCUUUCCAGGAGGAGCUUAUGCCAGCUGAAUCAUUCUCUGAAUUCUUGGAUGUUGUUGGGCUAUUGGAAGAAAUUACUGACCCGGACAGUUUCCUCCAAGACCUUCUAAACUCCAUCCCUUGAGUGCCCUCCUUCUAUUCAGUUUUGCACAGUGCAACACUCCCUAGACCUGGCGGCUGCUGUAAACCCCACUUCUGUCCAAAUGGUGCAGCAAAUGAGGCCUUUAGCUUUGGGCGGUGUGGCUUCAGCCUAGAGCCACUUGUUGUGCAUUUGAUGGUCAGUGUUCCUGACCCUCUGUGCUUUCAGCCUGAGCAUUCAUUCUUGGGCUUAUUUGGGUUGGACUUUGUGUCGUGUGUUUCGUCCCACCAAUGUUAACUCUGGAAACUCGAAUGUAGCUGUAUGAACUGAUGCAUUUUUAACUCUGCUCUGACUUCUUCACUUUAACCUUCUGACUGCCAGCUUGUUAACUCUGUUCUUUCUAAUCCAUACUUUUAAAAAUCCUUAAGAAUGCUGUUUUUACAAAUGAAACCUUGCAUUACUUGACUGUAUCUGCACCAUGUCUUUCUUCCCUGCUGAGCUUUAGCCAUGCUCUUAUGGGCCUGCAGUGCAAGGUCUGUAUAGCUCAUAAUGUGCAGCCUCUGUGUGUGCAGAAGCAUGUGUGUUCUGUUUUACUCAAAAGUGACAAGAAUGAACAAUAAAAGAACCAAAACAAGAUGAUAACUCAUUAUAAAAAGUGUCACUUGCAUUCUUUAAACCUUGUCUCAUAUUCUGAGGACAAUGUGCUUUGUGCAGAAUGCAAGCUUCCAGAAUGCAUAAGUGGAAGAGGGAUAGGAAGAGAGCAGUGUUCUCCGGUGUGUGUAUCCCCGUGUGCAGGUGGCAUCAGUCUGUAUGCAGGUCUCAAGUCAGUGUAUGCUCGUCUGUACUGUGAAACAUUAUUGGUGUCUCAUCUAUGCAGGCUAGCAUUGUUGUGCUCUGAAUGUGCAUCUUAUAUGUAGGCUGUGCUCUUCUGUGCGUGUGUGUGUGUGCAUGCUCAUUUGUGAAAUGUCAAUCUCUAGAUAAAAUGUGGGACAAUGUACCUGCAGAUUGCAUCUUCUGGUUAAAUUAUGGUUGGGAGCUCACAAUGUGGUAAGCGAUAUAACUUACAGAAAAUGAAAAUGUAAGAACUUUUUAACUUGCACAUGAUUUGGGGCUUUGUUUGGGUGGACUUAAGAACUUGAACUAAUAAUAAUAAAGCAGAAACAAUCUACUCCUAA